AUGGCCGUCACAAGAGUCCAGCAGAGUGUAUCUUCGCCCACGGUCAAGACACCCCGGCGAGAUACUUCUCUAUCCAUCCGCCUACCCGAAAUGUUCGUGUUGUUCUUGUCAGGCGAACCAACAGUAAACCGACACUAUAAGUGUGUGAAAGAGCUGUCAGAAGCAUGGAUCUCAAGAGAAUGCUACUUCGAUGAAAGAGCCCAGAGGCGACUACAAAAGACGGACUUCGCUUAUUUCUGCUCCAUAGCAGCUCCAGAUGCUGAGCCCGAGGAGUUGCGGACAGUUAUCGAUUGGGGAAACUGGGUGUUCCCUUUUGAUGACCUAUUCGAUAAUGGAAGCCUCAAGGAUGAUCCGGAACGGGCCCAAGUGCUUGUUGAGGAUUUGCGAGCAGGCAUGGCCGACGAAACUGGGCAGAGACCAGUGCUCUCAGACUACCCCAUAGUACAGGUGCACAACUCAGUAUGGCAUCGAAUCACUCAGGUACGAAUUCGUCGCAGGUUUGCACGUGCCAUGAAUGACUACUGCACUGGAUGCUUGGCCCAAGUACGCUCAUGCUCCAAGGGGGAAUUGCCCUCGCUUGAAGAGAUGCUCUCGUUGCGCAGACAGUCUGCAGGCGUUUCGCCCCUCUUCGCCUUAGUAGAAUAUGCCCACAAACUAGACAUCCCAGAACAUGUUUUUGAAUGCAAGAGCAUCCAGGAGAUAGAGAGGAUCGGUACUGACCUUGUGUUACUAGGGAUACAGAAAGAAGGUGUAAGCCAUAACUUAGUGGCCAUCUGCCGUCAUAAUGGCAUGCCAGCGCAGGUGGCAUUUAACCAUGUGGGCGAAAUGCUCAUUGAGCGCUACCGAGACUGGUACCUCGCUUUGGCGGCACUGCCAACCUGGGGGGAGCGGAUCGACGCAGACGUUCAAGAAUAUAUCCGAGGCGUGCAGAAUGUCGUUCGCGCCAAUCUUCAUUGGAGCUUCCGAUCGGGUCGAUACUUUGGGAAAGCAAACGACCAAGUCCGGAAGACCGGAAUCGUGACGGUAAGAAGCAAUAACGCUGACUUUAAGCUGUCCAUGGCGUAG
Molecule: messenger RNA, 1065 nt
Organism: Aspergillus costaricaensis CBS 115574
Lineage: Eukaryota; Fungi; Ascomycota; Eurotiomycetes; Eurotiales; Aspergillaceae
Product: terpene synthase family protein
Exons: 9
Coding region: 1-1065 (354 amino acids)
Source: RefSeq, a predicted model, not a curated record